AUGGCUUCAGCAACGAGUGUGCUCAUCGUGUGCAGCAUCCCGAAGAAGGAACAUGCGAAUGAGCCUGUGCGCAGUGAGCGGCAAGAGUGCAGUGGAAAGAAUACUCCGGAAAAUGUUAAUCAACAGGUGUGGAUUCAUUGCGAGAACAGCUCCAUAACGUUGUGUACCAUUAAAGUAGUCAGAUUUCGCAUAUUGAAAAGAAAAAAAUGCAUACACUCAUCAGGCCUUCAUCCCGAUUCUACGUUGUCACUCAUGUCCAGCUAG
Molecule: messenger RNA, 264 nt
Organism: Gongylonema pulchrum
Lineage: Eukaryota; Metazoa; Nematoda; Chromadorea; Rhabditida; Gongylonematidae
Source: the annotation of a GenBank genome assembly